This is a messenger RNA of Paramecium primaurelia, 916 nucleotides long. NCBI's taxonomy places the organism in Eukaryota, Ciliophora, Oligohymenophorea, Peniculida, Parameciidae. The record is from the annotation of a GenBank genome assembly.
AUUAAAUGAGUGCAGCAACAAAAGGUUUGAUUGAAUUUGUAAAUCCAUGUAAUUUAGAUUAUCUAUUUAGAUAAAUUGCCAAAAUUUGUAAAAUAAGUUCAUUUACAAAUGAGAGAAAUAGAAGGAAGACAACCAUUUGGAUAGGGCUUAUAUCAUUGCAAUAAUUAUGAGAAUCUAAUAAAAAGACUCACUGAAACAAGACAACAAUAUAGAUAAUCAAAAGAAAUUGAAACUAGAAAAUAAUUAGCCUAACAAGAAUAUUAAGCUUGGACUAAUUAUAUCAAAGAACGUUGUCUAGAAUUACCACAAUAACAUUAAGUAACUGGAAAAUAAUUAAAUGAAUUGAGAAGAUCAUAUGAAGUGUUUAUUGCUAAAGGAGAGAACGGACUUAGACCAUCUGAAUUGCUCAAUGUUUUUAAUGUAUUUUUAAUAAUUUAUAUCAGGAUUACACAAGAGUUAAUUAAUUUACGAUACCACUAGAUAAUUGGUGUGUAUUAUAAAUGGUACAUUAUAGCAUGGGUUAUCCAAUGAAUAUGAAUAGAUUAUUAACAUUUGAAGAAAUAGCUACUUUAGUUUAAACAAAAGUUUUAGCUACUUAUGAAAGAUCUCUUGGUUAAGAUCUCUUAUUUAGAGAAAUUUGUUCAUAUGGUUAUUGGAACUUAUUUGAUCAAAGCAAAGGCUCUAUGAAUAUUAAGGACUUUAGUAAUUUUAUUAAGGUAUUCAUUAUAUUGAUAAUUUAUAGAUAUUUAAAUAUAAUGUUGAACCAACAUUAGGAGGAAUAUUAAAAGAGUUUGGAUUUGCAGCAAAUCUGUUUUAAGGAGAAUUUAUAAAAGAAAUUGAUCCUAAAGAAGACAUAGUGAGAUUCGAUUUCUUCAGAUAUUUAUUUUUAGAGAGAAAUUUGUGAUUAUUAUAAUAA